UUCACAACCCGGGUGGUCUCCUGCUGCCCUGCCCAGUUACCAACCAAAAAUGGUGGAAAGAAGGAGACGCUGCAGGGAUUCCACGUCAUCCUGGAGGACACGAUUCUUUUCCCAGAGGGUGGAGGGCAGGUACUAGCAGUCACUCUCGGGCGAGCGCCACAUUCUGUCUCUUUCGGACAACACCUUAUCACGGCUGUUGCAGAUCAGAUGUUUGGAUUCAAGACAACAUCGUGGGAGCUGGGUCAGCAGCAGAGCACUGUGGAGCUGGAAGCCCCCUACGUGACCGCGGAUCAGGUGGCAGCCCUUGAGCGGAGCGUGAACGACAAGAUCCGAGCCCGAAUCCCCGUGGUGGUGCGGCACCUGGCGGAGGGCGACGCUGAGGGCGACGGGGUGAGGAGCCGUGGCUUGCCAGACGAUCACACCGGCCCCGUGCGGAUCGUCAGCAUCGAGGGCGUGGACACGAACAUGUGCUGUGGCACGCACGUCUCCAACCUCAGCGACCUGCAGGUUAUUAAACUCCUGGGCACUGAAAAGGGGAAGAGGAACAAGACCAACUUGGUUUUCCUUGCUGGAAACAGAGUGCUGAAGUCUCUGGCGCAGAGUCAUGCCACCGAAAAGGCCCUUACGUCGCUGCUUAAAAGUGGCCCCGAGGAGCAUGCGGAAGCUGUGAAGAGGUUGCAGAACUCUCUGAAGCAACUGCAGAAGAACAACUUGAACCUACAGAGAGAUUUAGCGGUCCUAAUUGCUCAGCAGUUCAAAAGCAGCCCAGCUCGGGAGCCCGUGUUUGUGUUGCACAGGAAAGAUGGUGAUUCUGAGUUCAUGAACAUUGUGGCGAAUGAGAUUGGCACAGAGGAAACCCUCCUCUUCCUGUCGGUGGGAGACGAAAAGGCAUCUGGGCUUUUCCUGCUUGCAGGGCCUACCGAGGCUGUGGAGACACUCGGGCCCAGGGUGGCGGAACUCCUGGAAGGGAAAGGAGCCGGGAAGGGUGGCCGCUAUCAGGGCAAAGCCACACGCCUGAGUCGGCGGGAAGCAGCCCAGGCUCUCCUCUGGGAGUUCGUUAACCACGGCGGCUCAGAGCCGUGAAGGCUGGUCCAGCCCAACGUCCCCCUCAAUUAAAACAAUAAAGUGGCUCCUCU
Messenger RNA from Gekko japonicus, 1136 nucleotides. RefSeq names its product alanyl-tRNA synthetase domain containing 1 (gene AARSD1). Gene Ontology annotation, molecular function: Ser-tRNA(Ala) deacylase activity; ATP binding; aminoacyl-tRNA ligase activity. The annotation marks the transcript as partial. The transcript has 10 exons. Gene Ontology annotation, biological process: tRNA aminoacylation; regulation of translational fidelity. NCBI's taxonomy places the organism in Eukaryota, Metazoa, Chordata, Lepidosauria, Squamata, Gekkonidae. The record is from RefSeq and is a predicted model, not a curated record.